Molecule: messenger RNA, 1708 nt
Organism: Cataglyphis hispanica
Lineage: Eukaryota; Metazoa; Arthropoda; Insecta; Hymenoptera; Formicidae
Product: ester hydrolase C11orf54 homolog
Exons: 7
Coding region: 206-1258 (350 amino acids)
Cellular component (GO): nucleus
Molecular function (GO): hydrolase activity, acting on ester bonds; zinc ion binding
Source: RefSeq, a predicted model, not a curated record
UGUUUCCAAAAUACUUUGUAUCGAUAAUCACUGGAUCUAAGAAGGAUCAUUUCUCUGCUUAGCUUUAAAAUUUAAACGAGAUACAUUUAUACGCCUUGCAUAUUUGUGUAAUAAAGUAUAGAUUACGUUAUAUAUACCGUUUUUAAAUACAAUCAGACAUAGAUACACACAAAUUGUGUAUUUUGCAAACAGACAUAAAACGAUAAUGUCUUUUCACUUAGUUGAUUUAUCAGAAACGGAUAUGUUUGUACCUGAAGGUGAAGAACUUGCUGAACGUUUACAAAAUGGACUUGAGCAACAUUUCGAAGAAGCCACAGUUGAAUGGGUCGAUUGUCCGGAUCUGACUCAAGAACCUUUUUGUCUUACGUCAUCAGGAUUAUGUGGUGAUGAAAUACUUUUGGAAAUUGGUGGUAUGUCGCAACUGUUUCCACGUCCGCAGGGAAUGUUUAAUUAUUAUUUCAGCGAUAUCUUAAAAGAAAUAUAUUCUAGCCACACUAAUGCUUUAAUAAUCGGAGCUGGUAUUGGUAUGCGACGAAACAUGAAACAAUUAAACGAGUUGUUCGUAAACGCGUCAUUUUGUCGCUCACGAGUAUCUGUAGAAUCAUUCUUCUUCAACAACCGAAGCCGAUUGGCAUAUCUAGAUGAAGAAACGGGAGAAUAUGCAAUAAAUUUAAUAACGGAUGAGAACGAACUUUCUUGCUAUCCACAUGGCAACUUUUUCAUCAGCGAAGGGAAACCGGGAAAAGUUCUUAAAGUGCAGGCUAAGAAUUGUAUUGGCUCUUACUUUUUAACAGCAAUGCAGGAUGCCCUUUAUGGAUACUCUCGUGAUAUGACUAAAUUUGUAGGUUUAGGUGGUACAUUCGUGAUGAAAAGUGGAACAGCCUUAGCUCAUAUCAUACCAUCUUCUUGGAAUGAUGAAUUAAAAACAGCAAAAGAUAUUAACAAUUGGCUUCAUUAUUGUCACCUGGAAGCACCUGUAAUAGCAGUCGGAACGCUUAUUAACGAUAGCUCGUAUUAUGAAAAAUCUUGUGAAAAUGCUGGUGAAAAUGCAUAUGGACUUACUCAAAGUCAUUUCCACGUCUACUCCAUGUUUGCCAUGUCUUUUCCUGGGAAAGGUGGACAUUUUCACAGGGAAAUUGAACCGAAGAGUGAAGUAGAGUAUUUAGGAUAUUUUAAGCCUGCGAAAAUGUUUUAUCACAUAAAUUCGCAACCCAGAUUCGAUGGACUGCAAGACUUUACCAAUAUCAUGUCAUACUGAUGAUCAAUAGACACUGUUUAAAUUCGAUUUUAAUUAGAACAUUAAUGGUAAUGCGAUUUAUGUGUUGUUUUAAAAAUAUUUGAAAAUAUAAUUUAUCCUUUUUCUUAUAAUAUCCCAUGUAUCCUUUUUUAUACUUUAUUAUUAAUCCUUAGUUUUAUUUCUUUUAAUGUAACAAAAAAUAGACAUUGUGUAUUUGUAGCUAUAGCUUAAUAAAAUUCCAGUUCUUACAUUAAAUUUAAAAUGAUGCGAGAUUAAAUAUAAAAUAUUUGUAUAUCCAUUUAAAUGAAAUUACUAUUAAAUUAAACUUUUUAUUAUAUCACUUUUCCUUUCUCGAGGAUUCAACAAAAUAUGUUAGAAAUAUGCUUAUAUUUGACUAUGUGACUCAGUAUAGUAAAAAAUAUUUCAAUCUAUCAUUAAUAAUAUUAUACAUGUUAAGACUUCCAACAUUAU